AUGGCACUUUUUGCAACAAGAACCCGUACUGCGGUGUUCAGGUCAUUCCUCCAGCCCUGCGCUGUUCGGACCAUCACAUCUCGUGCAACUUCCUAUACACUCAACACUGGGGCGAAAAUUCCAGCACUUGGAUUCGGAACAUUCCAGGAUCCAGACUCCCAGGAAGAGACCGUCAGCAGAGCCCUACAAAAGGGAAUGCGUCUGAUCGAUACCGCCCGUGUCUAUAACGUCGAAGAGCAAGUCGGAAGAGGAAUCAAGAGAAGUGGAGUUCUUCGCGAAGAGAUAUUCAUCGGCACAAAGUUGUGGUGCAAUGAUUAUCACCCCGACGACGUGGAGCGGGCCUUGGAUGACUCGCUACGAGAUUUGGACACCCCGUAUGUGGACCUCUUGUUGAUGCAUUACCCAUGUACCUUCAAGCGUGGCCCUGAUAGAUUCCCUCGGGACGCCCAGGGGAGGAUGAUCCACGGCAAGACUUCCUUUGUGGAUACCUGGAAGACGAUGGAAAAGUUGACCAAAUCUGGCAAAGUCAAGGCUAUUGGUGUUUCGAAUUUCAGUCAAGGGGAAAUUGAAGCUUUGAUUCAAAACACUUCUACGAUUCCUGCCGUUCACCAAAUGGAAGUCCACCCCUAUCUACAGCAAAAAGGGUUCACUCAGUGGUUGAAAGGAAAGGGAAUCCACGUGGUACAGUUCAGUCCGCUAGGCAACAUGAAUGACUUCUACCGACAAACUGGCUGGUCCAAGGAGAUUGCACAUAUGAUGCGGGUCAUUGACCAGCCGAUUCUGAAAGAAAUCGGCGAAAAGUAUGGCAAAAGCCCGGUGCAGGUGGUCCUUGCAUGGGGCAUUAAUAGUGGCCGAUCUGUCAUUCCAAAGAGUGUUGUUGAUUGGCAGAUUUCGCAAAAUAUUGAAGCCGAUUUUGAGCUGCAGCCAGAGGAUAUGGCCCAGAUCGGUACUUUGGAUGCAAAGGCUCGCUUCAAUGACCCCAGUUUGGACUAUGAGUGGCGUUUGUACAGUGACUUGGAGGGAACUGACGGGACUGUUAGAGGGAAGACGCACUAA
This is a messenger RNA of Penicillium soppii, 1056 nucleotides long. RefSeq names its product aldo/keto reductase. Bases 1 to 1056 code for a protein of 351 amino acids. Gene Ontology annotation, molecular function: aldose reductase (NADPH) activity. Lineage: Eukaryota; Fungi; Ascomycota; Eurotiomycetes; Eurotiales; Aspergillaceae. The record is from RefSeq and is a predicted model, not a curated record. The transcript is spliced from 2 exons. Gene Ontology annotation, cellular component: cytosol.